Trypanosoma grayi is the source of this 1242-nucleotide messenger RNA. RefSeq lists its product as hypothetical. The transcript has a single exon. NCBI's taxonomy places the organism in Eukaryota, Euglenozoa, Kinetoplastea, Trypanosomatida, Trypanosomatidae. The record is from RefSeq and is a predicted model, not a curated record. The annotation marks the transcript as partial.
AUGAUGGCGACAGUGCGCCGCGUUGUGUGUGUGUUGGCCGCUGCUCUGUGCUUCACGGCCUUGUGCGUGGCUGCUGCUGCUCCUGGUACUCCCGCUGCGCCCUCCACAGGUGGUGCUGCUGGUGCGCCUGAUGUGUCGGCGAAGCAGACAGACGUCGCUGCAAAGACGGAGGCCGUGGAGGCAGCAAGGAAAGCGGAGGUAGAAGCAAUUUCAUUUAAAGAUGCACUGAGUGAAGCGGAGACGGCACAGAAGGCGGCCAAGAAGGCAGCAGAGGACGCAAAGGACAUUCUGACGGGGGGCGCCAAUAAUGCAGCGGAGCUUGCGGCCCAGGCUUCGCAGAAAACGUCAGAUGCUGUAGAGGCGCUGAAGAAGCUUGUAACUGCAAGCUGUACUGUGGAAUCCUUAAAACUGUCAACAGAAAAGAAGAAAGCUGAGGAAGCAUUGAAUCACGCUGAAUUGGCUGUAGCGGAUGCUACAAAGGCAGUGUCGGACUGUAAAGGGCUGGUGGAGAAGGCGAACAGAGAGGAGGAGAAAGUAAAGGCAGCUAUGGUGAAGGCUACAGAAGCGGCGACGCGUAUACCAACAACAGCGGUAAAAGUUGCUGCUCUGAUUCAACGGGCCCAACAAGAAGCGAGUAAAGCAAGUGACCUAGUGAUGAAGUACCGCACGGAAGUGGAAGAGGCAAACAAAGCAGUGGAGGUGCUUAGUGCAACGAAUGUCACGCUUAGUGCGGCAACAAAAGUCGAUGAAGCAGCCAAGAAAGUUCCAUCCGGGGCAGUAAUACCAGAAAAAGAAUGCACAGAACUCAAACAAUUGAAGCUUGAUGGGUCUGAGACUGCUCCACUCGAAGUGACAACAAUGGAAGGAGCAAAAGUGCGCACUGCUGAGGAUAUCCGGGAAACUGACAAACUUGAGGCCCUAAUGAAGACAGCAAUAUUAAGCGCGGAUAAUGCAGUAAAGCUGGCGACAACUGAGAAGUCAGCCGCUGAAGCGGAGUUACAGCAAGUCAAUAAGGAUCUGGAAGCCGCUGAAAAGAAACAGAAGGAGAGUGAGAAAGAGAAAGAGGAGAUUCUGGAAAGCGAAGUGAGUGAAAGGGAUGAACAGAAAGGACUCAACCGUCCCCAUCAACCUGACACCACUGAUGCCACUUCGUCUCCUCCUUCUGGUGCGUCGUUGCCUACGGCCGAUGGUACUGCGGAUGGCGAGAAGCUUCUUGCUCAGCACACAGAUGGCAGCGACGUC